Messenger RNA from Penicillium longicatenatum, 4020 nucleotides. RefSeq lists its product as uncharacterized. The record is from RefSeq and is a predicted model, not a curated record. The transcript is spliced from 6 exons. Gene Ontology annotation, cellular component: cytosol. Gene Ontology annotation, molecular function: 5-oxoprolinase (ATP-hydrolyzing) activity. NCBI's taxonomy places the organism in Eukaryota, Fungi, Ascomycota, Eurotiomycetes, Eurotiales, Aspergillaceae. The coding region runs from base 1 to 4020 and encodes 1339 amino acids. Gene Ontology annotation, biological process: glutathione metabolic process.
AUGGAAAGGGCAGAGAACAAAGGCAUUAGCAUUGCUAUCGAUCGCGGUGGCACCUUCACUGAUUGUGUGGGAAAUCCGGGAACGGGUCGUUUAGAAGAUGAUAUUGUGAUCAAACUGCUCUCCGAAGAUCCAAACAACUAUCAAGAUGCUCCUAUCGAAGGCAUCCGGCGGAUUUUAUCCAGGUUCACUGGCAACGAAAUCCCGCGAGGGAAACCGAUUGAUACCUCUCUAAUCCAGAGCAUUCGAAUGGGCACAACCGUUGCCACCAAUGCAUUACUAGAGCGCAAAGGAGAAAGAAUCGCGCUAGUAGUGAGUAAGGGAUUUCGAGAUUGCCUUCAAAUUGGUAACCAGUCACGCCCUCGGAUCUUCGACCUCAAUAUCAAACGUCCGGAGGUGCUCUAUGAAGAAGUGGUGGAAAUAGAUGAGCGUGUUACCCUGGAGGAUUAUGCAGAGGAUCCUCAACGUCAUAUCACAACCACAAACCCACGAGGCAGCACUUCGUCUGAUACCGAGAUCGUCCGAGGCCUAUCUUCUGAGGCAGUUCGCAUCCUUAAGCGCCCCUCUGAAAUCGUAGUCAAAUCGCAAUUACAAGAGGUAUAUGAUCGAGGUAUUCGCAGUAUCGCAGUGUGCUUGAUGCAUGGAUAUACGUUUCCAGACCAUGAGGCACUGGUGGGGCGUCUCGCAGGAGAGAUCGGCUUCCAUCAUGUCAGCUUGAGUCAUGAGCUUAUGCCCAUGAUCAAGCUCAUCCCGCGGGCCACUUCGGCUUGUGCAGAUGCAUAUUUGACUCCAACGAUCAAGAGAUAUAUCUCGGGAUUUCAGGCUGGUUUCGAAGGGGGACUUGGCAGGGAAAGUGUCAAGAAGCAGGAAGGUGCCUGGGGGGCCCGCUGCGAAUUCAUGCAGUCGGAUGGCGGACUGGUCGAUGUUGACCAGUUCUCCGGCCUACGGGCCAUUCUAUCUGGCCCAGCAGGCGGAGUGGUGGGCUAUGCAUUGACGUCAUAUGACCAUGAGACGAAAAUCCCCGUCAUCGGGUUUGAUAUGGGUGGAACUAGUACUGAUGUCAGCCGAUAUGGAGCGGGUCGUUACGAACAUGUGUUCGAGACUACUACGGCCGGAGUGACCGUUCAAUCACCUCAACUGGAUAUCAAUACCGUUGCGGCAGGUGGUGGCUCUAGGCUCUUCUACCGCAAUGGACUUUUUGUUGUCGGCCCAGAAUCCGCAGGAGCGCACCCAGGCCCAGCAUGCUACCGCAAGAAUGGUCCAUUAACAGUGACCGAUGCUAAUCUCGUCCUGGGUAGACUGGUUCCAGACUUUUUCCCCAAAAUCUUUGGCACCAGUGAGGAUCAGGGGUUAGAUGAACAAAAAAGCCGAGAAUUGUUUGAACAAUUGGCCCAGAAAAUCAAUGAAGAAAUGGCCCAGGGAGGACAAGGGAAAAAAAUGACUCCAGACGAAGUUGCAUUUGGCUUUAUCAAGGUUGCUAACGAGACAAUGACUCGACCUAUUCGAUCGUUAACUGAAGCCAAAGGGCACGAUACUUCUAAACAUAGACUGGCCACCUUUGGCGGUGCAGGAGGGCAGCAUGCCGUGGCGAUUGCAGAAAGUCUUGGAAUCCGGCAAAUACUGAUCCAUCGAUAUUCUUCAGUCCUGUCUGCGUAUGGGAUGGCCCUGGCUGACGUAGUUGAUGAGAAUCAGGAGCCAGAAUCCAAGACUUGGAGCAAUGAUCAAGGUGUCCGACAGGAUCUCAUGGAGAAGAUGGAUCAACUGAAGAUAAAAUCAUCCCGCAAGCUACGAGAGCAAGGCUUUGAAGAAGAAUCGAUUGUCUUUGAAGAAUAUCUCAAUAUGCGGUAUCGAGGCACGGAAUCCGCUCUGAUGAUCUUGAAGCCCAGCAAAGAAGAGUCCAAUCUUCUAUUUGGCGGAGAAGACUGGGCUUUUGGCGCGGCCUUUGUCCAUCAACAUGGGGAAGAAUUUGGAUUCACUUUACCGGACCGGGAUAUCAUUAUUGACGAUGUACGGGUGAGAGGCAUUGGGAAGAGUUUCCAGACGUCUGAGGAAACGGUGGAUUCACAACUUCGAGAGUCCAAGCCCCAGGAUGUGGUGGAGGGCCGGGAAUACCGGAACUCCUCGGUGUAUUUUGAGGGUGGUCGACAAGAAACACCCAUCUAUAAACUGGGUGAUUUACAAAUCAAUGAUCGAGUCAAAGGACCAGCGAUUCUGGCCGAUGAGACUCAGACUAUCGUGGUGCCCCCUGGAGCCUCCGCCCUUCUCAUCAAAACCCACGUUGUUAUCCAUAUUGGUGAAUCUGGCGCCAGCCUACCUCAUAUCAGCACCGAGACGGUAGAUCCGAUUCUCCUCAGUGUCUUCUCCCAUCGAUUCAUGGCCAUUGCGGAGCAGAUGGGACGCGCUCUACAGAAAACCAGUGUCAGCACUAAUGUCAAGGAGAGGCUCGAUUACUCAUGUGCCUUGUUCGACGCUGAUGGUGGAUUGGUUGCGAAUGCCCCACAUCUCCCCGUUCAUCUUGGAAGUAUGUCCACCUGCGUUCGUAUGCAAGCUCGACUCUGGCAUGGAAAAUUAAACCCAGGCGACGUCAUUGUAACCAAUCAUCCCGAGUUUGGCGGCACGCACCUUCCUGACAUCACGGUCCUUCAACCCGCUUUUAGUGAUGGAAAUAUCAUUUUCUACGUCGCUUCGAGGGCGCACCAUGGUGGAAUUCUACCUGGGUCUAUGCCCCCUCACUCCAAAGAGCUCUAUCAGGAGGGAGCUAUGAUCAAGAGCGAGAAACUGGUCUCCGCGGGCAUCUUCAAUGAGGAGCGUAUCACGGAGCUGUUAUACAGCGAACCGGCCCAAUAUUCCGAUUGUAGUGGGACCCGGUGUCUGGCGGACAAUUUGAAUGACCUCAAGGCUCAAAUCGCUGCAAACAAGAAAGGAAUCAAUUUGAUUAGCACCCUCAUUGAAGAAUAUGGGGAAGAAGUGGUUUUGUUCUACAUGCGCCAGAUACAAGACAACGCAGAACUCAGCGUACGGAAUCUACUCAAGGAAGUCAGCCACAAAUUCGCCGGGUGUGAUCUCAGAGCAAUUGACUUUAUGGACGAUGGAACACCUAUACAAUUGCAAGUAUCCAUCGACGCGGAAAAGGGUGAAGCAAUAUUUGACUUUGAUGGAACGGGUCCAGAGGUGUACGCCAACAUCAAUGCCCCGGAAGCUGUCACCUACUCUGCAAUUAUCUAUUGCCUGCGAUGUCUCAUUUCCGACGAUAUCCCGCUGAAUCAGGGUUGUUUAAAACCGAUUGACGUUCGCAUCCCCCCGAAGAGCCUCUUGUCUCCAUCAGAAUCUGCUGCAGUUGUUGGAGGGAAUGUUUUAACGAGUCAGCGAGUGACCGAUGUGAUCCUGAGAUGCUUCCAAGCCUGCGCCGCCUCGCAGGGAGAUACCAACAACUUGACCUUUGGAUUUGGCGGCAAUCGAGCCGGUGAAGCGGAAACCAAGGGAUUUGGGUAUUACGAAACCAUCGCGGGUGGAAGUGGAGCGGGACCCCAUUGGGAGGGCACGUCCGGGGUGCACACCCAUAUGACCAAUACGCGUAUCACUGAUGCCGAAGUUUUUGAAAGACGAUACCCCGUUCUGCUACGGGAGUUCAGUCUACGAGCCAACUCUGGUGGAGAGGGACAACAUCGCGGAGGAGACGGGGUCGUCCGAGAUAUCGAGUUUCGCAUUCCCGUCCAGGUUUCCAUCCUGUCCGAACGCAGAGUCUUUCAUCCGGGGGGUGAAGACGCCAAGUGCGGCCAAAAUUUCUGGGUGCGUAGCGUUCAACGACCUAAUGACGAGAGGGAGGAACGACUUAUCAACCUGGGUGGUAAGAAUACUGUCCAGAUGCAACCGGGAGAACGUAUCAUCAUCCAGACCCCAGGAGGUGGAGGAUGGGGCCGAGUCGGCGACCAGCAUCAGCUUCGUCAUGAAAAAGAUGCACGUCACGCCUGGCGAGGAGGUUCAAUUGCCAACCGAGAAGCCACUCAGGGAGCAAGUAUGUGA